AUGGCCGAGCCCGAUCCGAUGAGAGAGCGCCGAAAGCGGUACCGCAAGUCCCUCACUCACUACAGUGAGUCGUCAACCUCAUCACAGCAAGACUGCUCCGACUUGCCGGCCAGUGAUGUCCCAUACAGCCAGCCCAAUGCUUCUCGGUUGAGCUUUGGCUCGGACGAUCCUUACGCACUCCCGCCCCUACCCCCUUGCGACGAAGAAAACAUGACAAUCAACGAGCCCAAGAAGCAAGCAAGAGGCGCCACCGAGCGCGAAGAGACCGCCGAGCUCCGCAGCUUCUUCCAAAUCGACCGCGUUCGACCUCAAGAUCUCCCCUCCCCACCUGACCCGCGGAGCUUCUUCGACUGGGACGAUGGCACAAGCGAUGGCUCCUCCACCCGCCUGAUGGAAAAGGGCGACAUGCGCGCUUUCAAACGAGCAAACAAACGCACGCAGUAUGCAAGAGUCUUUGGGACGGGGGUGACGGUUGACGAUUGGAUGGAGAGCGCGAGGAACUACUCGAAGAAUAGCGGGAGUGACGGGUCUGGCUCUCUGUCUCGUCGCUCCAAGCCGGAAGAUCCACGCAAGAGGAUGAGUGUGCUGAAAGUAUUCGAUGGUCCGAUGUGGACUGAUGAGGAUGAUGUGGCGAGAUCGCUUGGCCGAGCGAAGGAUGCGACUACGGGUCCAGAUUCCUGGCCGUUGUACAGCUCGUCCAUCGAUCCAGCGGCUGGCUUUGAUCGCGAUGCGAAGUUUGCGACCCUGCCGAAUGGCUUCCGCUACAUUGACUGGAGUAAGAGCAACAGCACGCCCAAACCCGGCAAGCCCAAGCGCGGACGCGAUGUGACUCCGUUCUUCCCUGCGUUGUCUACUGCGAGCCUCCAUUCGAGUAGUCCUCCAGACGAGCUGGUCGGCAUAUUCGCUCCCCGAACGCCGCGUACCGAUCGUUCUGGCACGCACACCUCGCUCAAAACGGCUGCCUCUGGCUCCACCACAACGCUGUAUACCCGAUCCAGCCUGGAGAAACGAAAUCUGGCAGAGUCACGCAAGCCGUCGGGAGAGAGCAUGAUUACUGGCAAAGGUGUAAGUGAUCCCUUCAUGAAUUUUCCUCCCCUCCCCUCACUGCCCACUACGCCCAUGGUGGAUCGAAGGAAGGUGUACGGAAUGGAUCAAGGAAGCAGCACCGGCCUCGCUGCCCUGAUAAGAGACGAAGAGAUGAAGCUGUCCUCAUCCCCACACCUACCACGCCUGAGUCUCAAAACUUCGCCAUCGCAACUCACUUACGACACAUUCAUCCCCACGUCGCCAGAGGCUAGCUCUCCCGCCAUUUCCGAUGCGCAAACUCCCACUCGCUUCAAAGGGUACCCGCGCGGACCGCAGGACCCAGAGUGGGACGAGGCAGUCAAGCGUGUAAAGAAGAUGGUCGCAGAAACGGAAAAGCGCGAAGCGCUCGAAGCCAGCAAGCAAGCGAAGGAACUCAGCGUGCGCGCCAAGAAAGCGCAGAAGCUGCGUGCGGGCAAAGCGGCCAUUAUGCGCGGGAGUCAAUUCGGGUUCGCGACAAGGAAGCCCAUUGAAGACAUCACCGAAGAAGAAUUCGAAGCUGUGGGAGCCUUCAGCAAUGCGGCGGCGGCGGCGGAGCAGGUGACGCCGAAGGGGAGAAAAGUCAAGACGUUGGGGGCGCUGUUUACGAAGAUGAGGGGUUCGGCGCUGGAGAGGGAGGAGCAGGUUGCGCGCACCAGGACGCAGCUGGAGAAGCACAAGUCGUUGGAGGUUUUGCUCGCUUCUUCCACCCCUGGAGGAGCGUCGAGCGGAGACGAGGAGGACUUGAGGCACUAUGAUGAGGUGCUGCGGUUGUUGAAAUGCGAUGAGUGGCGGCAGGAGGAGGAAGGGAGGUCCCCGACGGUGGGGAAGAUGCUGGAGCAUCGCGCGCGAAGAUCAGGGAAAUAUGGCAUCCUGCCAUCGCCUGACAAGAUGGCCGUCUCGGCUGGCAGUGAUGUGGAACCGCACUCGAUUGGGCUUGGCAUCACGACAAACGAUAAGGUGCCGGCCCCCAGUCCUUCAGCACACACGUCGUCUACGAUGACAAAGAGUCCGCAGCUUCAAGAUCUGGUUGCGGAGUAUGUUCGAACGCCACGCGAGAAAGACGAUGCUGCGAACGAAGAUGGCAGCAGCUGGUGUACUGAGAGCGUUUACUCGCAGGAUGAGGCAUAUGAGCAGAAGCACGAGACGUUUCUCAUUGACGACAGCUCGCCAGAAGGAGCAUCGGCAAACGACUCACCUGACUUCACGCCACACGGCCCUGUCGGAAACAUCGACGGCAACGAAAGGAAGGGCGAGCCCGAGGAACUGGAUGCCGUCCCAGCACCCCUCAACAUCAAAGUGUUGAAAGUCCGACCAAGCUUGACACAGUUACGGUCCACAGAUGCAGGCUCCUUUGCACCAGAGCGUCAGGGCUCGUUUCGAGCGAAAAUUCAAGCAGCCAGUCGGUUGCAGAAGGUCGUCAUUGGGAGCCGGAGUCAUCCUGCUUUGCGUGCGGCGGCUGAGGAACAAGCCUUGUUGGAUGAAAGAGCGAAGCUUCCCAGAAGCUCUACGAUUCGCGCGAGGAGCGAACCCUUCGAUGCUGAACUGGCAUCGAUGCCAGAUGUGCCGAUGCAUCAGACUCAGCAGACUGCGCUCACAGAGCCAAUACCACAGCGCAAAUUUGCCUCCGAUCAUACACCAAGUCCGAAGAAACUGGCAGCGGCAGCAAAAGCGAACAGCCAGCAAGACGUGGACAUUCAGAAACUCCGCGCAUCCGUCGGUCUGCCCCCUUUACUCCUCGCGUGUGGCUCCGAUUCCCUCAAACACCCCAACCACCCCUUCACAUGGAACCACGAGAAAGUCAUGUGCCGCCAGAUCCACACUCCCGAUGACGAGAGUGCGCCAUCCCCUCCACGAAACCUGGGCAACGCCUUCGCGCAAGCACAAGAACAACAAUCGACCACUUGCCCCCUCUGCGGUGCACAAUGCUGCCACUUUGCGCGCCUGCUCACCACCUCGCAACGCAAAUCUACCGACGUCACAGACGCCGUGAUCAAGAAUCAGGCUGCGCGUGGCUUGCAGCAGCUUCGGAGUUUGCAUCCUAAUGGCGUUGAAGACUACGAUACUUUCUUGCCUUGUUUUGGGUGUGGGACGCGUGUUUGUCCUAAGUGUGCCAUCAGGUGUGGGGAGGCGAUGUGUGCUGCUGUUGUUUGUGGGCGGUGUGCGGAGGGGGCGGAGAGGUGUCCUGUGCAUAACUUUUUUUGA
Messenger RNA from Neohortaea acidophila, 3267 nucleotides. RefSeq lists its product as uncharacterized. NCBI's taxonomy places the organism in Eukaryota, Fungi, Ascomycota, Dothideomycetes, Mycosphaerellales, Teratosphaeriaceae. The record is from RefSeq and is a predicted model, not a curated record. The transcript has 4 exons. Bases 1 to 3267 code for a protein of 1088 amino acids.